Molecule: messenger RNA, 765 nt
Organism: Macroventuria anomochaeta
Lineage: Eukaryota; Fungi; Ascomycota; Dothideomycetes; Pleosporales; Didymellaceae
Exons: 2
Coding region: 1-765 (254 amino acids)
Source: RefSeq, a predicted model, not a curated record
AUGGCCCAACUCGUCGCAAAGUACGCGGCGAAGAAGAUGCUCACAGGCGAGAUGAGCAAGUACGCAAACAAGGCUGCCGCUGGUCCAUAUGACCCCUACUACGAGGAGGUCCCCCACCCCAGGAAGCCAGGCAAGACGAAGAAAGUCAAGAAGCAGAUCCCCGCCUACAUCCCGGAACAGGAGGCCAACAUUCUCGCCAGAGCCCGCAAAACCGCCUACCGACUGGACUUCGCUCUCUUCAGUUUCAUGGGUAUGCGCUUCGGUUGGUCCUCUGUCAUUGGUCUUGUGCCCGCCAUUGGCGACGCAGCCGACGCACUGCUUGCACUCAAACUCAUCCUGAGCAUGCGAAAGGUGGCAUGCGGUCUGCCGCAGAGUGUGUUGCUGAUGAUGAUGUUCAACCUCGCUCUCGACUUCGUCGUCGGUCUGGUUCCCUUCAUUGGCGAUCUGGCAGACGCUGCAAUCAAGUGCAACGGCAAGAACGUACGCCUGCUGGAGCAACAUCUAGAUAAGGUCUACAUGCCUGAGGAGCUUAAGGCUAAGAAUUCGAAGCUGCCAAGAGAGAGCCGACCGCGUCCUGCCUCUGUCUACGUCGACUUCUCUGACGAAGAGGAUGAGCGUCGCGGCGCCUACGAUGUUCGCCACGACGAUGUUCGCCAGCCUCAGCGCGCGUACUCUGCACGCCGGGAUAGGAUUCCUGACGAAGAGAUGGGUCGUGCUAGGGACGACAGACCCAGCCGCGACCACACUAAGAGCAGCAGGCGGUAG